CCAGUCUCAUCACCUCUGACGUCUAGCAGCAGCAGCUUGUUACCUGACGGAGAAAUACCUUCUGGCCUCAAGGACCUGAACCAGGAAGCAAACAGAGAUGGGAAAGCUCCUUUUUGCCGUUGUUGUGGCCAUCGCAUCCCUUGCUUUGGUGGAGUCGUUGAUCUGCAACAAAUGCUCCGCUAGCGUGUUUGGCUUCUGCUUGAACUCCUCCAACGAGACCUGCACCGGGAACGACACCGUCUGCUACACCGGGAAAGCAAGUUUUCCAAUAACAGGCUUUGGUGGCAUCAGCAACCAGGGCUGCAGGGUGAACGACACUAGCUGCAACAGAACCAGUACAUCAUCUCUGCUGGGCGUCUCCUACAACACCACGAUCGCCUGCUGCAGCACGGACCGGUGCAACCCCGUCACCAUCACCAGCGCCGCACCGGCCAAGAUGUCUGCCGCCAUCACCGGCGCCAUCCUGGCCUCCGUCCUGGGAAGCAUGUUGUAAUCAGAUUACACCACACAACCGGCUACAUGUAGCUUCUCAAGCUAAACCCCUGUC
Poecilia latipinna (sailfin molly) is the source of this 547-nucleotide messenger RNA. RefSeq names its product sperm acrosome membrane-associated protein 4-like. The transcript has 4 exons. Gene Ontology annotation, biological process: sperm-egg recognition. NCBI's taxonomy places the organism in Eukaryota, Metazoa, Chordata, Actinopteri, Cyprinodontiformes, Poeciliidae. The record is from RefSeq and is a predicted model, not a curated record. Bases 98 to 493 code for a protein of 131 amino acids. Gene Ontology annotation, cellular component: membrane.